AUGGAGGAGAAAUUUACUAGUGCUGCUGAAGAACUUCAAGCCGCGGAAGAAGAAUUAUCAGAAUUGAGGGUUGCUUUAAACAAUGCUAAACGAACGAUCAAGAUUUUACGCAUGGAAAAUGCGGAACAGGCAAAGAAAAUCGAAUUUUUGGCCGCCAAUAAACAAAAAAAUCCCGCAUCGAAGGAGCGUGAUAAAGAAGUGUCAUCUUCGAACCAUAUUUCAAAGAAGGAUCUUCAAACACUGGUUGAUGAACUAAACGAGGAGAAAAUGGCAUUGAAUUUGGCUUUAGAAAGUAGUAAAGCUGCAGAAUCAAGAGCUGCAUUUGAGAACAGCCGCUUAAAAGAAGAGCGUAAAGAAUGGGUCCAGAUGCAGAAGGACCUGCUAGUUGCUGUAAAAGUAGCAAAUGAUUUUAAAAUGGAAGCACAAAAGGAGAUGUUAAAACUAUGGGAUAGAAUAACGGAAUUACAAAGACGACGACAGAGUGCUGCAUUUUCUGCUCCCCAACGAUCGUCAGUAGCCUUGUACGAAAAAAAUUUUAAGAGUUGGGAAGAUAAAGCUUGGCAGAGAUUGAUGCUUGGUUGUGAACGUGGUUCACGUCGUAAUACUCUCCUUCGAUGGUGUCAGGAAGCGGUUGCGAAAUUUCCACAUAUUGAAAUCACCAACUUUAGCAGCAGUUGGGCGGAUGGCAGAGCUCUAUGUUGCUUAUUGGCUUCUUUUUAUCCUGACAAACUGAAUAUAGAUAAAAUCCCUACUCUGGAAGCAGAAGAAUGCUUGGAGCUAGCUAUUAGUAUUGGUGCUGACAUGGGUGUAGAAGUGAAGGUAAAAGUGGCUGACUUCAGGAAAGAAGAUCGUCCAGAUUGGUCUCUCGUUAUGAGGUAUAUCCUCAACUUGUACUAUCUUAUUUCGGAUGGAUCUCAUUGUUGA
Molecule: messenger RNA, 924 nt
Organism: Cercopithifilaria johnstoni
Lineage: Eukaryota; Metazoa; Nematoda; Chromadorea; Rhabditida; Onchocercidae
Source: the annotation of a GenBank genome assembly